AACAUAAAAAGAAAACGUAAAUUUUGUUUAAGACAAUACUGUGAUUUCCUACCUGCAAGCGAAGCAAUAGUAAUAAAAAGUAAAAACAAAACAAGUAAAGUUAACCUCAAAAAGGAUGAUACUAUCCAAAAUAAAAUCAAGAAUAUUUCUAAGGAAUUUAGAGUUAAUGAAGUUAACAUACAAAUGGUUUCUAAGAAUAUAUAUGAGCAGUUGUUUAAAAAAACGUCUAAAGCUGUAGAUCCAAAUAUAAUUCAAAAAUGCCAAGAGGAUUUGUUAAAACAUGGUAUAAAUUAUAAAGAUUACAGCAGCAUACCAGAUGUAGAGUUAAAAUUGCCUAAACUAGAAGGGAAUGAUAUUGAGGAGCAUUUCUACAACAUUGGUGAAAGACAAAGCGCUCCAUAUAGAACAUUGUUAAAUAAAUUAGCUAAAAGUAAACUACCUCCAUUACCAAAGAAAUGGUCAAGGACAAAAGGUUGGUGUAAAUAUACAAGCACUGGUCCUCCUGAACCAGUACCAUAUCCACCUGAUGAUGCUCUGAUCUUUGAUGUGGAGGUCCUCAUGUCGGCGGGCAAAAGGCCCACUUUGGCAUGUGCUGUAUCAUCCGAGGCUUGGUACGGAUGGGUUAGUACACGUGUAGCAAAUGGAGAUCCUCAAGAAUAUUUUAAUAAUGUAAACUAUGAGGACUUAAUACCGCUAGAAACUGAUGAAUCAGAGUUAAAUGUUAAUGAUCUAAGUAAAGCGAGAAUUGUCGUUGGUCAUAAUGUUUCAUAUGAUAGAGCUAAAGUUAAAGAACAGUAUUGGCUUGAAAGAACAGGUGUACGUUUUAUGGACACGAUGUCGAUGCACACGUGUGUCAGUGGUGUGACAAGCUACCAGAGAGCAGUGCUCAAAGCUAAGAACAAAGAGCCUGACCCAUCGGAUGAUAACUGGAUUGAUAUAAGUUCUCUAAACAGUCUCACAGAGGUGCACAAUCUAUACUGUGGUAAGCCGGUAGACAAACAGACCAGAGAUAUAUUUGUGGACGGUACAAUGGAGGACGUGCACGAGAACUUCCACACUCUGAUGGAUUACUGCGCGCGUGACGUCAUCGCUACACAUAAUGUACUCAACAAGUUACUACCGAUGUUUCUAGAAAGAUUCCCACAUCCCGUCACAUUGGCUGGUAUGCUGGAAUUAGGUACAGCUUAUCUUCCUGUAAAUUCAAACUGGCAACAAUAUAUAGACUCAUCUGAUACCAUAUUUGAAGAUCUAAAACUAGAAUCCCGUCAGUUAUUAUCAUUAAAAGCUGAUGAAGCAUGCAAAAUGAUGAUCAACGACGAAUAUAAGAAAGAUCUAUGGAUGUGGGAUCAGGAUUGGUCGACACAGAAUUUAAAAUUAAAAAAACAAACAACUAAAAAGAAAUACAUACAAGAACCGAAUAUAAUAAACAAAGUUCCUGAAGAAACAGAAACUUCAGAUUUUAUAAAUGAAAUUGAAAUAACUAAUACGGAUAAUGUCCAAGAUACGGUUAAAGAUGGUGACAUACUCUGUGAGGAAUAUUUAAGAAUAAUAGAAAACAGAAAAUAUAAUUCUAACCAGCCAGUUACAAUAAAAAUGGAGGAUUUAACCAAAAAGUUUUCAUAUCUCUAUGAAAUGGGAAAAAUGUUGCCAGUAAAAAGACCGUAUUUAGCCGGUUAUCCUGCAUGGUAUAGAAAAUUGUGUACGAAACCAAGCAAAGAUCCCGAUUGGAUACCUGGAGCUAAUAAUAUAACAACUAGUAUGCAGAUAACACCGAAGCUGCUUCGUUUAACGUGGGAAGGUUACCCCUUACACCAUAUUAAGGGUGAGGGCUGGGGCUUCUUGGUGCCGUACAGCAGGUUACUGGAGGAGGUGGAAGAUCAGCCGAGGUUGCCGUUGGAGAAGCUUCUAGAAGCUUGCCCCCUGGUGCAGAUGCCAAAGGAGGUGGAUACAGAACUGUAUGUGCUGCCUAAGACUGUUGAGGAAGAUUUAAGUAGAAAGGCUUAUUAUGCUAGAAAAAAUUACGAUGAUAAAGCAGCAGCUAAUCAGUACCACGGUCUUGGUGUCUGGUGCGGGAUACAGCUGCAAGGUUGCUGUCAUUUCUUGAGGUUGCCACAUAAAGAUGGGCCAAAGUACAAAGUGGGCAAUCCUCUGGCCAAGGACUUUCUUAAUAUGUUCAGUCAGAAUGUGCUCGCGGCGCAGGGGAAUGAAGCUGAAAAGGUGCUAAGUUUUGCGCGUAUGAUGUCGUACUGGCGCAACAACCGUGAACGCAUCCGCGCACAACAGCUCGUAUGGCUGCCCGCGCGCCGCCUGCCGCUGCGCAUGCGCAACCACCGCCAGUAUGGCGCUAUCAUACCGCAAGUUGUCGUCUGCGGGACUCUUACGAGACGUGCGAGCGAGCCGACGUGGAUGACGGCGAGCAAUGCACACGCUGAGCGCAUCGGCUCUGAGCUUCGUGCUAUGGUGCAAGCUCCGCCCGGGUAUCACUUUGUAGGCGCUGAUGUUGACUCACAGGAGCUAUGGAUAGCAGCAUUGCUAGGGGAUAGUACGAUGGGUGUGUGUGGGGGCACGGCAUUUGGGUGGGCAGUGUUGGCGGGCGACAAGUCCCGACAUACUGACUUGCACUCGCUGACCGCCGCCGCCGCGGGUGUUAACAGAGACCAUGCUAAAGUCAUCAACUACGCCAGAAUAUAUGGUGCAGGACAAAAUUUCGCAGAGAGAUUACUGAAACAAUUCAACCCAACAAUGACUAUAUCAGAAGCCAAGAGCAAAGCAGCGAAGAUGUUCAGCUCAACUAAAGGUCGACGCGUAUAUGUGCUAAAAAAGAAAUAUAUGGAGGGUCUUAUUGAUGAAGAUUUAGAGGGAAAGACAGUAGAGAUGUCGGGUUACCAAGCGAUGAGACUUGCGAAACUUAGCGGUAAGAAGGUGGAGGACAUGUUCGAGCGCCCGGUGUGGCUCGGAGGCACUGAGUCUGAUAUGUUUAAUAAAUUAGAAGAGAUCGCUGAUUCAGAAGCGCCAUGUACGGCGUUCCUGGAAGGUCGCCUGUCUCGUGCACUGGAGCAGGCGGGGGGGCGGUGGGCGGGCACGAGGCUCAACUGGGCGGUGCAGAGCGCGGCCGCUGACUUCCUGCAUCUCAUGCUCGUCUCUAUGGCACACCUCGCACCACACGCCAGAUUCUGCCUCAGCUUUCAUGACGAAGUGCGAUAUUUAGUUCCCGAACACUUGAAGUACGAGACAGCGUUAGCUUUGCACAUCACUAACCUCUUCACAAGGGCGUUUUGUUCUCAAAGAGUUGGAAUAUACGAUUUACCACAGUCUGUAGCGUUUUUCACUUCGGUAGAAGUGGAUCAAGUUCUGAGGAAAGAGUGCAAUCUUAGCUGCAUAACGCCUUCUAACCCGCACGGCCUGGAAAAAGGCUACGGCAUACCCAAUGGUGAAUCAUUGACCAUCUUCGACGCUAUUGAUAAGUGUAAAUUAAAUAAAUAA
Molecule: messenger RNA, 3483 nt
Organism: Papilio machaon (common yellow swallowtail)
Lineage: Eukaryota; Metazoa; Arthropoda; Insecta; Lepidoptera; Papilionidae
Gene: tam
Product: DNA polymerase subunit gamma-1, mitochondrial
Exons: 18
Biological process (GO): mitochondrial DNA replication
Cellular component (GO): mitochondrion; gamma DNA polymerase complex
Molecular function (GO): DNA binding; 3'-5' exonuclease activity; DNA-directed DNA polymerase activity
Source: RefSeq, a predicted model, not a curated record